This is a messenger RNA of Rotaria sp. Silwood1, 1230 nucleotides long. Lineage: Eukaryota; Metazoa; Rotifera; Eurotatoria; Philodinida; Philodinidae. The record is from the annotation of a GenBank genome assembly.
AUGACACAAAAAGUUGUAACAAUUUAUGCUACAGAUGCAAAUGGAACUAAUAGAAAAAAUCAUGUCAUAAAAACAUAUUCAUUUAAUACAGAUGAUGAUGAUACAAUAUUAAUGACAAAAUCUCUUACAGUUCCCAAUCAUAGAUUAGUAUCGGUUAAUUCUCCUUCAAUCGAUAGUGCUAAUGUUGAUGAUGAUUCAUCAGAAGCCAGCAACAAACCCAAAACAAAAAGAUCACGACAAAUACAUGAAUCUGAGAAAAAAAUCGAAAACAAACGUUCACAAUUAAAGACAUAUCCAUGGUAUAAAAAGAUCAAUUGGUCAAAACCAUUAUUAGUCGUGGGUUCAUUAAUUCUUCUUUAUUUAAUGUGGACAAAACAAGACAUAUGGAUUCCUCGAUUAUUAACAUCAAAUAUUCGUAUUCAACGUUCGGUUGUUGUACAAGAUAGAGAAAUAUCAAAUGAGUUAACAAAUUCAUCUUUACAUUCAUCGCCAACAAACGCAACAAAACCAUCAAAAGAUUCACGACUGAAAACUGUUCGUACAGAAGACACUAUCGAAAAUAGUGACGAGAAAAAUGAUGACCAAGGUAAUAGUGAACGAAUUAAUGUCAGAAGCAAUGAUAAUUCAACAGGCUCUUCGACGAAAUCAAGCAGUGGUCAUAGAGUUCAUAUUCGAGCUCGAAGAACCAAAAUGAGUUUUUCGAAAGAACAUGAGAAGAAGAAAUAUCGUUCUUCACGAAAUCUUCCUAUCGAUGAUGAUUUAGAUGAUGCUAUUGAUGAUGAUUUAGAUGAUACUAUUGAUGAUGAUUUAAAUGGUACUAUUGAUACAGAAGAAAAUAAACCAAUCAAAUCAAGCGAAUCAAUUUCACCAUCACAUCGUCGUUCACGGAAGAAGCAUCGUCGUUCACGGAAGAAGCAUCGUCGUUCACAGAAGAAACAUCAUCAUCGAGAAGUUGUUCGAUAUGAAAAUUCGAAACCAAUUGCUCCUUUAAAACGCAGUAUACGUUUAUCUACGUAUAAUGACAUUAUUGACCAAUUGAGAAGAAAUCUUAAAUCUCGAAAUCAAGGUCGAAAAUUUUUAUCAACAGUAUCGAAAACAACUGGUUUAAGCAAAAAAAAACUAUAUCGGUUUAUUUAUAAAAAAGAUUUUCGUCUUUUAACAAUUCAAACAUUUAUUUCUAUUUUAGAUACAUUUAAUUUAAUGCUUUUAAUUGUACCAAAACAGGUUUAA